AACGGACGACAUGGACGUGGAGCGUGAGCGCAGAGACGAGUUAGAGUCACAACAAACCACUAUACUCGGCCGUGUGAGCAGUCUGUUCAGAGGCUCUGGCGGAGGCUCCACAGACACCCAACUAACGUCGCAGAUGGCUUUGUUAGCACACGAUGAUGACGAGGAGACCGACGUGGAUAUGAUAGCAGGUCAUUUCGACGGUUAG
Messenger RNA from Sphaeroforma arctica JP610, 205 nucleotides. RefSeq lists its product as hypothetical. The annotation marks the transcript as partial. NCBI's taxonomy places the organism in Eukaryota, Ichthyosporea, Ichthyophonida. The transcript has a single exon. The record is from RefSeq and is a predicted model, not a curated record.